UACAAAAACCGACAUAUUUUAGUGUGAGUUUUUCCAAGGGUGGCAAUGUGGCCGAUGGAACAAGCACCACCGCCAGGCAGGAAGCUUCGGACUCGUCGCCCACGGAGUCCUCCGCCACCGAGAACUCUAGUCCCCGCUCGCAGAUCGGGAAUGCUGAUUCGGGUCGCCAGGGAAGCGAGGAGAGCAGCUACGCACAAGUAAUGCAACAAAUAAUGCCGCAAGUAAUGCAACAACUAAUGCCACAAGGAAUCCCUCAAGGAAUGCCUCAGGGAAUGCCCCAGGGAAUGCCCCAGGGAAUGCAUCAAGGAAUGCCCCAGGGUAUCCCCCAACCCAAUAUGCAACAGGGAACACCAAUGAACAUCCCGCCGCCCAACCGCAUGAGUCCUUGCCACAAUCCCAACGCGAUACCUAACUUCCAUCCGAAUGGCCAAAACCCUGAGAUCAACAGGAUGCCGCCAAUGGACGGCGCAGCUGGACGAGUCAAUGCCGCCAAUGGCGAGAUGAACCAACAAAUGAGGGCUGCUCCCGCCCCCGUACCCGUUCCAGUUCCUGCUCCCGUCACCGCCCCCAGCCCCGAUCCUCGACAGAAUUUUGCAGCCAAUAUGGUUAACAAGCCACGGCCGACCACUUCAAGUAACCCCGGGUCGAGGGUGUCAUCGCCAGCCGCUCCGAGACCCAAUCAUCCACCCGGAACCCCAGCUCCGGAAGAGACUCCCAACCAGCCGAAGAUCACCCAGCCAUCCUACGCAUCCCUGCUGCAGUAAAAGCAUCUUACGUGAUUUCUAUACAACUACCUCCAUCGUCUUCCGGCCACCAUUUAAAUUAUAUGUAACCUACGUUCCUUUUUUUUCUGGUCAAAUAAAUUAAACACACCAU
Drosophila suzukii is the source of this 876-nucleotide messenger RNA. Lineage: Eukaryota; Metazoa; Arthropoda; Insecta; Diptera; Drosophilidae. The record is from RefSeq and is a predicted model, not a curated record.